Messenger RNA from Paramecium pentaurelia, 1314 nucleotides. The record is from the annotation of a GenBank genome assembly. NCBI's taxonomy places the organism in Eukaryota, Ciliophora, Oligohymenophorea, Peniculida, Parameciidae.
AUGGACUAAAAUGAUUUUGAGGUAUUAUUCGUAAUGUAUCUAAGAUUUAAGUAGAAGUUAAUGAUCCUAAAAUUUAAUCAGGAAUCAAUAAAUACACAAUUUAUUCAGUGAGAGGAAUGGAUAAGAAUGGUCAAUUCGAUGUUGUUCGAAGAUUUAGUGAUUUUAGACUUAUUCGUCAAAUGUUAGUACAUAAAUGGCCUGGUUGUUACAUUCCACCAUUACCUCCAAGAAAAGCAUUAGUAGAUAUCUAUAUCUAAUAUUGACUAUAGGGAAAUAUGGAUUAAAAAUUUAUUGAUGAUAGAAUGCAUUCAUUAUAAGAGUGGAUGAGAACAAUAUCCCAACUUAAGUAUUUCUGGUACUCUGAAGAAUUUCAAUCAUUUAUCAAAGUCAAUGGUGAUAUAGAAAAAGUACAUUUAUAUAAUUAAAAGUUGAGGCAUUGGCAUAAGUACCAAAACUUACAUAUGAAGAAAUUAUUAAUAAAUAUUAGGAUACAUUUACAGACCUUUCAGGGGUAUAUAUAUAUUAUAUAUUAAUAGAGAGAAAUCAAUCGAGACCUAGUACAAAAAAUUAAUGAUUUCCAUUAGUUUUUAAGAAAAGUUAGUCCUAUGAUGGAAAACUUUAAAUAAAUUGCAAAGUAUUACAAUCUUUAAUUUAGAAAUAUCUAAUUGUCAAGAGAUAGUUAUCAAAAGUAGUUGAUUCACUUUUUACAAGUGUUAUUACCAGAAUAUGAAUAAUAAAUUCUUCUUGAAUUUACUGAGAGUCCUGAUAAAUUAGUAAUAUAAUCUAUUAAACUUGAUGAAUAUCCAGCAUAAAUCUUUAAUAAUUACUUAAAUGUCCUAAAUUAAGAUGAAUUCAUAGUAUUGUUUUAGGAAAUUAGAAAAGAAUCAAAAUAAUUAAGGGCAUUUCUUGAGACAAUGACCUAAAGAGAAAAAUAUGAAUAAUAAAAACUAUUUUUUGAACAAAAGCAAAAAGAAUUACAACUUGAAUUAUAAGAAAUAUUGGCAGGAAAAGCUUCAAUAAUGAAAAUAUUUUCUACUACGAAAAAAGAAGAUAAAAUAGCUAAAUUAUAAGUUGAAAUUGAUUCUACAACUAAAGAUAUUGAAAAUAUGCAAUUUAUUUGUGAUAUAUUGACAGUUUUAUUAGGAUAUAUUGAAAUAGAUAAAUUUAAAGUAAUGUAUAUAAAAUAUAAACUAGUUGGAAAAAUAAAAUAAUUAUUACAAAAUAGCUAAAAGAUUAAUAUAAUAUGAAAUAUAAUUAACAUAAGUAGCAGAAGAAUUUUGGGAAAGAAUUCAAUAAAAUUAUAAUUUAUUAUGA